UCAAACCAAAGCAUAUAUAUUUCAUGUCUCUGUACCCUGUAGAAUAAAAUGGAAGACCAGCAGACUAACGUACUGGUACUAAUGUAAACAAGAAAUAAUUCAGAAUGACUAAGAAGGAGAAAGAGACUAGACACUAUAGAGUGUCCCAUCAGAUCCUAUCUCUCACUGGGAUCAAUUUUCAGACUAAAUCUAUUAUUGGGUGUGUUGAAUUGACCCUGAUACCGUCCAGAGAUAAUCUCAAGCAUAUCCGACUCAAUGCUAAACAACUCAGAAUAUACAGUGUUUGUUUGAACGGGACAGUGGAAGCUAGUUUUCAAUAUUUUGAUCCAACAUUAGAAGUUUGUCAACAAAAUGUGGAAAAAAGGGACCUGGAUACCUACUCUGAAAACCAUCUAUCCGGAUGUAACCUGGUGGAUCCGGAUCUUAACGGUGGAGAGCUCAACAUCAAAAUACCAUCAGAGGCGUUUAGCCAGAAUAUGAUAGGAGAGGGUAAACCUAUCAGAGUUCGUGUAGAAUUCUCUUUAGAAGAUCCACUGGGAGGAGUUCACUUCGUUCUACCAGAGGGUGAGGGUACACUGGCUGAGAAAUCUGCUCAUAUGUUCACCUACGGACACGAGAACAGUGCUAGACUCUGGUUCCCUUGUAUAGAUACUACUAGUGAACCUUGUACAUGGAAGCUAGAGUUUACUGUAGACGAGGUAAUAGUUCUCAUUGAAUAAAUGCAGGGGUGAAU
Messenger RNA from Eurytemora carolleeae, 733 nucleotides. Its product is annotated as transcription initiation factor TFIID subunit 2. The coding region runs from base 105 to 719 and encodes 204 amino acids. Gene Ontology annotation, cellular component: transcription factor TFIID complex. Gene Ontology annotation, biological process: transcription initiation at RNA polymerase II promoter. NCBI's taxonomy places the organism in Eukaryota, Metazoa, Arthropoda, Copepoda, Calanoida, Temoridae. The transcript has 7 exons. The record is from RefSeq and is a predicted model, not a curated record. Gene Ontology annotation, molecular function: RNA polymerase II general transcription initiation factor activity; transcription cis-regulatory region binding; chromatin binding.